Molecule: messenger RNA, 273 nt
Organism: Fonsecaea pedrosoi CBS 271.37
Lineage: Eukaryota; Fungi; Ascomycota; Eurotiomycetes; Chaetothyriales; Herpotrichiellaceae
Exons: 1
Coding region: 1-273 (90 amino acids)
Source: RefSeq, a predicted model, not a curated record
AUGCUUUACGCAGGAUACUACAACCUCACCCAAGCUGAGAAGAACAGCUCGGCAACAUCAUCUCGUCGUGUCUCCCAAGAAUCCACCGCCAGCAAGUCCUCAAAGACAUCGCAAAGGAUCAAGUCCACCAUCAAGAACGCCCUUGAUCAACUUCGACCAACUACCGAGACGUUGACCCCGGCAGGUAUCUACUCGCCAGUCAUUCAGAAAGGCACGCUCUUUGGACGCAAGCACGCACCAGCCGAGGUCAGGCACGAGACGUCAAAGGCAUAG